Molecule: messenger RNA, 1878 nt
Organism: Cricetulus griseus (Chinese hamster)
Lineage: Eukaryota; Metazoa; Chordata; Mammalia; Rodentia; Cricetidae
Source: RefSeq, a predicted model, not a curated record
AUGAGAGAGGAGCCGGGAAAAGAGAAAGAUGCCAAUAACAAAGAUCCAGUGGAAGAGGAGGAUGGCAAGGAAAGUGAGGAGCUGCAAUUACCUAAAAUAAGCACCUACGUAACAGCAGUUCCAACUGCUGUACAAAAGUUAAAAAGGCUCACAGCAGCUAAGAAGCCUGUUAUUACUGAAAGUCCCCCAAAGUUACUGGAGGGGCCAUUCGGCUUGGGCUCUCUAGUUUCCCCUGCUUUUCAACGUUUCAACAACAUUGACUUCUUCACGUUUUUAUACUUCGUGGUGGUCACAGGUCAUGGUAUUGUAUUUUCUCUUGUUGAUUUGAGUUUUCAUAAAUUCGACAAGGAAUUUUCUCUGUCAGAGAAAGAGAGAUUCAUAAUGGAUUACAGUGAUUAUCAUGCAUCUUUCCUGGUAGCAAUGAUCGUAGCAUACUAUGGAGGCAGAGGGAACAGGCCAAAAUGGUUGGCAGUUUCUGCCUUUCUAUUAGGAAUUGCAGCAAUUAUAUUUGGUCUUAUUUUCUUCAAGUAUGAAAUUAUAAAACCGGUGGAAAAAAGUGAAGAGUUGUGCAUAGAACAGCACAGGAAAACGACAGAUUGUCAAGAAUUAAGAAUACCACACAGAUCAAAAUGUAUCUAUCUCUUCAUCGUUGCUCAGUACCUCCAUGGAAUAACAGGGAUGCCUAUGUAUAUCCUUGGCAUAUCCUUCAUUUUCGACCAUGUUCCCACAUUCUCAGCUGGCCUCUAUCUAGGCAAUGAAAACGAGAAUCAAUUUCGAAGGUUGCAGCGAAAUUGGUGGAGUGGAUUUUUUUUAGUGGCUCUACUUUCAUGGUGUGCAGUGUUACCAUUGUUAUGUUUUCCAACUUGGUUACCCGGCGCACUCAAGAUAAGCCUUGAGAAAGAAAAGGAAUCUCCCUCCUUUAACAAGACACUUAAAAAUAAGGAAUUUGGACCUAGUUUGAAAGAUAUGAUUGAGGCUACUAAGUGUCUGUUGAGGAACCCGCUGCUGAUAUGCUACUCAUUGUGCAAAACCACAGAGUGCCUGACUUUUAGGGGAUCUAAGUCAUUUCUGCCCAUUUAUUUACAAAAUCAGUUUUUGUUAACGCCCUCACAUGCCAGUAUGCUCACAGGCAUGAUUGUAAUUCCAGGAAUGGCAAUUGGCCAUUUUGUGGGAGGUUUAAUUGUUGACAGAUUGGAAAUGAAUUCUAAAAGCAAACUAAGAUUUACAGUGGUGACAUCUAUUAUAGCACUUGGGCUUUUUAUGUUAAUCCUUUUUGUAAAGUGUGAAACAGUGAAAUUUGCUGGAAUCAAUGAAGAUUAUGAAGGGUCAGGUAAUUUGGGAAACCUCACAGCUCCAUGCAAUGAGAAAUGUGCUUGUCCAAGCUCCAUCUAUGCUUCUAUAUGUGGAAGAGAUGAUAUUGAGUAUUUCUCUCCCUGCUUUGCAGGCUGCAGGGCUUCUAAAUAUUUAGACAAUGAAAAGACAUACUACAAUUGUUCUUGCAUUAAAGAAGGAUUGACAACUUCAGAUACUGAAGGUGAUUUUAUUGAUGCCAUUCCUGGAAAAUGCAGUAACAAGUGUCACAAAUUACCUUUGUUUUUUGCCUUUUCUUUUUCUUCAAUGGUUUUUUCCAAUUUGCCUAGUAUAGCUGUCACCAUGACUAUCCUCCAAAGUGCACCUGACAAUUUAAAGUCACUGAGCCUGGGUAUAAGCUAUACAAUUUGGAGAAUUACUGGAUCCAUCCCUACACCACUGGUUUUAGACAUGUUAACAUCUCAGGCUUGCAUUUACUGGAGCAUUAAUAAAUGUGGAUUUAAAGACCGUUGUUGGAUCUACAAUAAGGAAAGAAUGUUCUACAUAAUGAUGUCACAAUGUAAGUGA